This is a messenger RNA of Athene cunicularia (burrowing owl), 965 nucleotides long. RefSeq names its product cyclin L1 (gene CCNL1). Lineage: Eukaryota; Metazoa; Chordata; Aves; Strigiformes; Strigidae. Gene Ontology annotation, cellular component: nucleus. The coding region runs from base 163 to 855 and encodes 230 amino acids. Gene Ontology annotation, molecular function: cyclin-dependent protein serine/threonine kinase regulator activity. The transcript is spliced from 8 exons. Gene Ontology annotation, biological process: regulation of transcription by RNA polymerase II. The record is from RefSeq and is a predicted model, not a curated record.
AGAUUGUUGCUAUGGCCUGCAUCAAUCUCGCGUCCAAAAUUGAAGAGGCGCCUCGUCGUAUAAGGGACGUGAUCAACGUGUUUCAUCAUUUGCGUCAGUUAAGAGCAAAAAGCGACCAGCUACAUUUACCAAAGCCUGGGUGAUGUGGAGUGGUACAUAAAGAUGAAGCUGUCGUCAUGGCAACAGACUCCAAGCCCCCUGAUACUUGAUCAGAACUACAUAAACACCAAAAAUCAAGUAAUCAAAGCAGAAAGAAGGGUACUGAAGGAGUUGGGAUUUUGUGUUCAUGUCAAGCAUCCACAUAAGAUCAUUGUUAUGUAUUUACAAGUCUUAGAAUGUGAACGUAAUCAAACCCUGGUACAGACAGCCUGGAAUUACAUGAAUGACAGCCUUCGAACAAACGUGUUUGUUCGCUUUCAGCCAGAGACUAUAGCAUGUGCUUGCAUUUAUCUCGCUGCUAGAGCUCUGCAGAUUCCACUACCUACCCGUCCUCACUGGUUCUUGCUCUUUGGCACCACGGAAGAGGAGAUUCAGGAGAUAUGCUUAACGACCCUGAAGCUCUAUACCAGGAAGAAGCCCAAUUACGAAUUCCUGGAUAAAGAAGUAGAAAAGAGGAAAAUGGCACUACAGGAAGCUAAACUGAAGGCAAAAGGUUUAAAUCCAGAUGGAACUCCAGCACUCUCGACACUGGGUGGCUUUUCUCCUGCAUCCAAACCAUCUUCCCCCAGAGAAGUAAAAACUGAAGAGAAGAGUCCAGUGUCUCUGAAUACCAAAACCAUUAAGAAAGAGCCAGAAGAGAGGCAGCAAGCUUCAAAGAGCCCUUACAAUGGGUGGGUAAAAAUCUCUUUCUGGUAAGAGAAGACUUCUGUAAAAACAGUUUCUUCAGCUGAAGCAGUGAACUACUACUGCGCUACUUUGUGGAAGUAGCCAGUACCUUGGAAAUAUAACCCUAAUUUUUUUUUCCU